Molecule: messenger RNA, 462 nt
Organism: Paramecium primaurelia
Lineage: Eukaryota; Ciliophora; Oligohymenophorea; Peniculida; Parameciidae
Source: the annotation of a GenBank genome assembly
UAAUGCUUAGAUUGAUUUCAAAAGGUUAUUAGUUUGCAAGAUAAGCAAAAUAAACAAAGCAAAGUAAAUAAAUAUAGGAAAAUAAAGAGACCGAUGAGAAAAUGAAAAAAAUGCAACAAUUAGUAAUUAUCUAUAUAAUUAAGGAAUAAAUAUUUAGAUCCAUAAACUUCUGAUGCUUUAGAUAAAUACAUAGAUUCUUUUGGGAACAGCUCCUUUUCAAGUCUUAUAACUAAAAUUUCCUCAGAUAUAACUUCAGAGCAUAGCCAUUUUAAAUGUAUUUUAUGAUCACAAUUAAAAUAGAAAUUUGUAAGCAAGCCUAAUAAAAUAAAGAUUUAAAAUAAUUAGUAAAAGAUAAAAAUUCUGAAUUCAUGAAACAUGUGUUAGAAUUUUAAAAUAGUUUUGCUCCUUAUACAUAAACAAAUAUUGAUGAAAAAUCAUAAUCAUAUUAAUCUUCAAUUAAAU